CACCAUGUUCGGCUCGCGUCGCAGUCGACGCUCGCUUGCGACUUCUCUUCUAGUUCGUGGCAGGCGCUAGCGUUUUAUUGUCUUCCUCGUUCUGUCGAUGAUGCCCUUCUCUCACUCCCCCAUCUCCCACACAUUAUUGCCGCCUCUACUACUGGCACAUUACCGAGUCAGCACGAAACUCGACGACGUCCAGGGGAAUUUGACAACCGCCACAUCGUUGGUGAUAAGUACCAAGACGCUCAUGGCGGAGUUUCGCACAGAAGCAGUUUCGAAUGCUGAGGCAACUGCAGCACAGCUCACUAUCUCGGUCGGAAAGUUGGAGACGUCAGAUGCUCACUGCACCAUUUCCACCGAGAGGUUCAAUGCAGUCGAAACAAAUGUUCGAGACAUGAACGCGUCAUCUGUACCCAAAUUUGGUGGUCUCGAAGCUUCUAUACACACCAAAAUACCCUCGGUUCGAGUUGAGACUGAGAAGAUCGGUGAUCAAGUCCGAGCCACUGACAGCACCCUGAGUACAUUCCAGUGCGACAUUGAUCAGGUCAAAGGCUCCCUUUCAGACAUCAGGAGCACUGUGGAGAAGCACACCGACGCCUCCGCUACUGGCUUCGAUAGUAUCGGCAGUUCUAUGAACGAUAUUCGCACAGAUCUCCGAGACGCUCGCGAUCCGGCGCGAGAGGAGAUACUCGCUGCCACCAGAGAUGAGACUUGCGACCUGUCGAGGGGUUUGAUCAUCGGUAUCAACAGUCUGUGGACGAAGAAGAUCAAGCCUCUCGGUGCAGCCAUCCGCAUACGAGACGAAGAGAUGUCUACCCGAGUUGAAAAACUGGCUACACGGACCGAACUGGCGGAGGUGAUGAAGAGAAUGGAGCUCAUCAAGACUGCUAGUCAACCACGGCAGCAAGAGGAUAUCGUAGCCGCAAUCACCAUCGCCACGCUCGUCGACGUAAACAAAAGCCUCGCCGAUGCGAGCCGCAGUCAAUCCCUGAAAGAUACUCUCGUCACAUCUACGAUAGCCCAAUUGAUAGGCUCGACGAGACAGCUGGUGGACUCCAACAGACAGUCAGUCGGCGCGUGCGAGUCCCUCACCACUUGGAACAAAACACUGACGCAGACCAACUACGUCUCGUCCGCCAGAAUAGCAAUGGGUGUUCUGGCUGCUAAUCAGCAGGCUCAGCACUUGCAUGUCGCUCGUGGCCAGAUCACUGAGCUCACACACGAGAAGCGGUCACUAGUUACUGAACGUGCUGUGAUAGAAUUAUAG
Boeremia exigua is the source of this 1261-nucleotide messenger RNA. RefSeq lists its product as uncharacterized. The transcript is spliced from 3 exons. The coding region runs from base 98 to 1261 and encodes 387 amino acids. The record is from RefSeq and is a predicted model, not a curated record. Lineage: Eukaryota; Fungi; Ascomycota; Dothideomycetes; Pleosporales; Didymellaceae.